AACAGAGGAGGGACGGGAUGCCUCCUCUUCUAGGCCGCCGAGCUUCUUCUUCUUCUCCGCGAUUGCCCGGCGAUGGAGGACGCCUCCACCACCAGUAGCAGCAGCAGCAAGGAGAACGUCCGCCUGGAUGUGAUGAAGUAUUUCGACGAGUUUCGCGAGCGAGGGAUGCUUGCGAACGAAGCAGCAGCAUUGGCGCUGAAGGUCGCGUAUGGCAAUGUGGAUCCUCCUCUGGAUCCAGCGUCUCUGCUGGAUGCGAUCGCAAAGGCCGGAGAGACGAGGCAGUACCGGGAGCUCAUCGAGACGAUCAAGUUCGCGUUCUCGUCCGUGGAUGUUGUUAGUACUUGCUUCCUCUCGAAAACUCCUCCAAACAGUGAUUCUAGUAGCUCCCUAGUGGCUGGAAUGGAGCUAUCGCUUCUCGAGGACUUCUACGUUUCGGCACUAAGGCUGGAAGCCCCGGAAGUCAAUCUCGCGAUCAUGGAAGCUAACGAGCAAUUGCUGGCUUCGUUGCUUCGCUCUCUCAAAGAUGGAAGUUGGCCAUCGGGAUCUUUGCGUGCUGUUAUUAUCAUGCUUGAGAAUAGGCUUUUCAUGGAGCCUGAUUACUACGGUACUCUCUCGAGACUGUGGCGAUUGGUCUUGGACGCACCGCAGAGCUUCAGGGCCAGUUUGUUCUCAGCUUUGAAAGAAUACGAUGGAAAGCAAUUAGAGCGGCUUGUAGUUGUCAUUCAGCAGUUUAUCACCAUACAACUUUACGAGUUUCAACAAGUAAACACAAUGGUCGUCUCGGGUGUAGAAAUUCUGGGAUUCAUCUACUCUGUCAAUGAAUCUUCGCUCCGGAUUGGCCACUCGGCUUUCUACAAUGAUGCUGUAAACAACGACGACUUCAAUCUCAAGGACGAUUUUAGUCGCUGGGUUGAUCCAACAAGGCAGCAGUUCUCAUUUUGCCAGUAUCCGUUUGUUUUCGACCCGUCUAGCAAGAGUAAAAUUCUUCAGAUGGACUCGAUAUUUCAAAUGACGGAGGAGUUUGAGGAUGCGAUUCUUCGGUCGGUUUUUAUUGGCAUGACAUGCCCCUAUUUAAUACUGAGAGUCAGGCGAGAUUUUCUAGUUCGGGACACAAUUGUGCAGAUCCAAGAACAGUUAGGUGAUUUGAAAAAGCCUUUGAAGGUUGUGUUUGUGGGGGAGGAGGGAAUUGACGAAGGUGGGGUACAAAAAGAGUUUUUCCAGCUUCUUGUUCGCGAGCUUUUCAAUCCACAGUAUGGAAUGUUCUCGUACAGCGAUGAAGCCCGAUGUUUCUGGUUCAAUGCAACACCGUCCGAACUAAAUUUCGACACGGAGUUUGAAUUGGUUGGAAUUCUUCUGGGACUGGCCAUUUACAAUGGUCAUAUCCUGGAUCUACACUUCCCGACCGUAGUGUACAAAAAACUACUGGGGAAACCAUUAGCUCUGGACGACUUGGGUCAGGUGAAGCCUGACCUUGCCAAGGGUUUGGAGCAUCUGUUGAGAUUCACGGGUGAUGUUGAGGAAACGUAUUCACGAACGUUCCAAAUCUCGGAAAUAGAUAUGUUUGGGCGGACAGCCACGGUGAACCUGAAAGAAGGCGGUGAGAACAUUGAUCUUAACUUGCAAAACAGGGACGAGUACGUAAAGCUGUGUGUUGAGUACUACCUUGGAAAAUCCAUCGCGAGGCAGUUCGAAUGUUUCUCUCAAGGAUUUCGCCGGCUAUGCAAGGGGCGAGUCCUUGAUCUCUUUCAGCCAGUGGAGCUGGAGCAGCUAAUUUGCGGCAGCCCCGGGCUUGAUUUUGAGGCAUUGGAGAAGGUUGCCAUGUAUGACGAUGGCUACACAAAAGAGUCUCGUAUUAUACGGGAAUUUUGGGAGGUUGUCCAUUCUUUCACGGAGGAGCAAAAAAGAAAGCUUUUGUUCUUCACAACUGGCAGCGAUCGUGCCCCCAUCAAAGGCCUCUCGAAUCUCCAGUUCGUCAUCUCGCGAAACGGACCUGAUUGUGAGAGGCUUCCAACCGCGCAUACGUGCUUCAAUCACCUAUUGCUUCCGGAAUACAAAACUAAGGAAAAGCUCCAAGAGCGAUUGUUAACAGCAAUUAAUAACGCCGAAGGCUUUGGACUAAUGUGAAGUAGCUCGAAGUAGAAAAGAAGAAACGAAAGAGAAGAGAUCGUGGACGAGACUCACAAGCUAACGUAUUUGGAGGGAUCCACGGGAUGGCCAAACUUGUCCCGGAUCUCCCAGUGCAAGUGAGGACCAGUUGCUCGCCCGGUCUCUCCCACAGACGCGAUGCAUUCUCCUCUCCUCACUUGCCGUCCCUCCCAUGUAAAUAUCUCGCUAUUAUGCGCGUACAAAGUUUUCCAUCCA
Selaginella moellendorffii is the source of this 2361-nucleotide messenger RNA. Its product is annotated as ubiquitin-protein ligase E3A. Lineage: Eukaryota; Viridiplantae; Streptophyta; Lycopodiopsida; Selaginellales; Selaginellaceae. Gene Ontology annotation, biological process: protein polyubiquitination. Bases 73 to 2124 code for a protein of 683 amino acids. The record is from RefSeq and is a predicted model, not a curated record. The transcript has 20 exons. Gene Ontology annotation, molecular function: ubiquitin protein ligase activity.